This is a messenger RNA of Candidozyma haemuli, 909 nucleotides long. It is a transcript of the gene FMT1, whose product is annotated as methionyl-tRNA formyltransferase. The coding region runs from base 1 to 909 and encodes 302 amino acids. Gene Ontology annotation, cellular component: mitochondrion. The transcript is spliced from 2 exons. Gene Ontology annotation, biological process: conversion of methionyl-tRNA to N-formyl-methionyl-tRNA; biosynthetic process. NCBI's taxonomy places the organism in Eukaryota, Fungi, Ascomycota, Pichiomycetes, Serinales, Metschnikowiaceae. Gene Ontology annotation, molecular function: methionyl-tRNA formyltransferase activity. The record is from RefSeq and is a predicted model, not a curated record.
AUGACACUUCCUCCUCCUCUACGAAUUGCCUUUUUUGGCUCAGACAAGUUCAGCGUUGCUUCGCUACGAAGGCUAUAUGAUAUCCAUCAGCAAAAACCCUCCAUUAUAUCAUCUUUGAAAGUCAUCACUCGCUCUAUCAAACCGACGGGAAGGAAGCUCAAAAAACUAGUGGAUGUCCCAAUUGGCGAAUACGCUCUGCAGAACGGUAUACAUACGUUUAGAGCAGACUCGCUGGAACAGAUUCUAGGUGUUUUAGAUCACGAAAAGUUCGAUUUGGCAGUGGCCGUUUCUUAUGGUAAACUCAUCCCAGGCGCGUUCAUCAAUGCCAUGAAGUAUGGUGGUCUCAAUGUUCAUCCGUCAUUGUUGCCAAUGUAUCGAGGCUCUUCUCCAAUUCAAUAUGCAUUGAAGGAUGACUUGAAGGAAACAGGCGUAUCACUUCAGACCUUACACCCAACAAAGUUCGACCAUGGCUUGAUUCUUCUGCAAUCUGAAGCUGUUCCAAUUGAGGAUAACGACAACUUUGUAAGCCUAAGUGAACGGUUGAGUGGUGUGGGUGCAGAAUUGCUUGCUUCAGCUAUCACCAAUGGUAUCUACCUAGAUCCUAAACCAAUUGACUCGGGGCAUACGCCAUCGCUAGCACCCAAGAUAUCUUCUGCAGAAUCCCAAGUUGAUUGGAAUCUCUCCUCCAGGCAAAUAAAGCGCUUGAAUGAUGCUCUUGGCCCUAUUCAUUCGUACAAGGAGGUUGAUAUAAUGAAGAAGAAGGAGAGAAUACAUGAACUUCAAAAGGUUAUUCUUGACGAUAUCGAAAUUUCUACAAACGACUUCGGCCUCAAAGAGCCUGGUGAAUUCAAAUAUGAUGCUCCUACUGCUUCAAUUGCCAUCCGUACAAUUGGUGGGUCUAUAAUCUGA